CCUGAUAAGGUAAACAGUGCAUGCAAAGAUAGUGCUCUUUUGAAAAUAACAUACAUUUAAUAAAUUUACUGUAGGCUAUCAUCCAACCGGAGGAAAUGGAGAUGGAGUCUCUCAAGCAUUGGAUGAGGGACUGGAAAUAUCCAACUUGUCUGUUAUGCAUCUAUGGGUUCUUCAGCACAGUAAGGCCUUUAGAACCAUUUCUCAUCCCGUUCCUAACUGGACCAGACAAGAACCUAACCACUGAGCAGGUAACCAAUCAGAUAUUCCCGGUGUGGACGUACUCGUACCUGGCAGUGCUGGUUCCCGUCUUCCUUUUCACAGAGUGGCUACGUUACAAACCUGUGGUGGUCUUCCAGUGUUUAGUCCUGUUCUCCACCAUGGCGAUGUUGCUGUGGUGUAAUGGUGUACCAGAGAUGCAGGCCAUACAGUUCACGAGCGGAUUGGUGACAUCGUGCGACGUUGCUUACUUCACGUAUCUCUACAGUGUGGUGGAGUUGAAGCACUACCUGAAAGCCACCUCAUACUGCCGGACAGCCCAGCUGCUGGGCAACACCGCUGGUUCAGUGUUGGGCCAGAUCCUAAUCUCUUUUGAACUGAUGUCCUAUAACUACAUUCUAGUGUUUACACUGGUUCUCACUGCCAUUGCACUGAUCACCUCCAUUCUUCUCCCAAUGCCCAAGACAAGUAUGUUCUUCCACCAAAGGAGGAGUGCUAGUGGAGAGACUGAUGGUGAAGGGGAUGCGGGGACAGAGGAGGAACUUCAGAAUGAUGGUCAAAAAGAUGGCAUGAAUGGAUCCAAACAACUGCAGCCAAUACCGGAAGGUUCUGGUAAUUGUGGUAAAAAAAGUGCAAAAAAUUCCAGGUCAGGUGGCUGCGGUGAUGUUCUGCUCCGAUUGUGGUGGGACUUCCUGCAGUGUUUCUCCUCAAAUAAACUGCUUGUCUGGUCAGCGUGGUGGGCGCUAGCUACCGGUGGCUACUACCAGAUAAUAAACUACGUCCAGCUGCUGUGGGAGUAUGUGGAGCCGUCUAGUAACUUCACGGUCUACAAUGGAGGAGUGGAGGCCCUCUCAAACCUGUUAGGUGCCGCGGCGGCGUAUGGCAUCAGUUUUUCAUCUGUUGACUGGUCUCGCUGGGGUGAGGUGGCUCUGGGCACGCUCUCGGCGCUGGAAGGUGGCGCUCUCUUCGCAAUGGUCUUCAGCGCCAACAUCUGGGUCUGCUACUGUGGCUACAUCAUCUUUAAGAGCCUCUACAUGUUGCUCAUCACCAUCGCCAUGUUCCAGAUAGCAGCUGGGUUGAACAUGGAGCGCUACGCCCUUGUGUUCGGAGCCAACACCUUCUGUGCGCUGCUCCUCCAGACAAUCAUCACCUCAGUGGUGGUGGAUAGCAGUGGGCUUGGGCUGGAUAUUGUCACACAGUUUAUCGUCUACGGAGCAUAUUUUUCUAUUAUUGCACUCAUUUUCUUCUUGAGGGGUUUGUAUACCACUAUGUGCCGAAAACCUGAGACUGAAACGCCGUAAGAAAAUCCAGAAGAAGCUUUUAAGGCAGAAGAUGAUGCACAAAUCAUCACUGGAACAAAGUUUUGA
Molecule: messenger RNA, 1583 nt
Organism: Carassius gibelio (silver crucian carp)
Lineage: Eukaryota; Metazoa; Chordata; Actinopteri; Cypriniformes; Cyprinidae
Product: thiamine transporter 2-like
Exons: 6
Biological process (GO): vitamin transport; transmembrane transport
Cellular component (GO): plasma membrane
Molecular function (GO): vitamin transmembrane transporter activity
Source: RefSeq, a predicted model, not a curated record